AUGAAGGUCUACGGUACCGUAAACAACACCAGUUCUAUGCAUGGAAAAGAAGACGCUCCGUUGCUCUCGAAAUCAUCGAAUGAUGGAACAAAAGGUUCCAAUUUCAAGAGACUCGUCGGCGCGACGUUGCUCGCCUCCGGCUGCGCGUUUGCCAUCGCCUCUGGUUCGAACAGGAUCUCUAAUGGCGUGGGUAGUUCUGCGUUAAGACUCGGGGACGCGUUGGACGAUGCCAAAGCUGAAGCGGCAAAGAUUCGCUCGGAAGCGGAAAACUGCAAGGAAAAAUCCGAUUGCGUGGAAGAAGCGGGAGCGGAGAUCACGGAAUCCUUGGACGAAUUCGCGGAUACGAUGACGGAUUUGGGCCGAGACGCGAACGCGAUGGUACAAGGCGUGACGGCAAUGACGGAAGCGAUGGAUAAGUUGAAAGCGGCGACGCACGUCGGCGAACUCGGAUCGACGGAGGAUGUCGUCGGGGACGUCACGGAUGCGGUUGAAGGCGCCGGGGCGACGGUUACCGACGCCGCAACGGACGCCUCGAAGUCCAUUCAAGACGGCGUCAAGCACACGAUUGAAGAUUUGCAAACCGCCGUGGCGAAAGCGCAAGCAGAAGCCGAACAAGCGGCGACGGACGCGCAAGCGUGCACGGAAGACGUGGAAACGUGCUGGGGAAAAGCAGUCGACAAGAUGCAAGCGGACGUGGCGUUGGCCAAGGUCAAGGCGCAAUUGUGGGAAGCCAAAGCCGCGCAAGCGGCGAAAGAUGCGGUCGAACCGGCGCAAGAGUGCGUCGGCGACGUCGCCGCGUGCGCGAAGAAAGCGCAAGACGACGCCGCGCAAGCCGCGCAAGACGUUGAAGCCGCCGCCAAGCAAACCGGCACGGACAUUCAAGUGUGCGCGUCGGACGUCCAAGACUGCUUCCAGCAAGCACAAGCGAAAGCACAAUCGGACAUUGAAAAGACGACUUCUGAUUUGAAAAAGUGCGCAACUUCCGCGUCGGAUUGCUUCACUUGCUUGACGGAAACCGAUCCGGCGGCGUGCGUCUCCGCGUUGCCGGCGCCGGGCGCCAAGUCGCAACUCGGCACCAACGACGUCUUUAUGGACAUCCAAGCCGCGUUUGAAGACGCCAAGGCGAAAACCGAAGCGGCCGGUGCGGACUGGCAAGCGUGCGCGUCUGACGUUGCUACGUGCGCCACGGACACCGAGGCCAAGGCCAAAGCCAAGUUGGAAGCGGACGCCGCGAUGGCGAAAGCCAAGGCGGAAAUGAUGAAAGCCGCGGUGACCAACGGCGUCACCGCUGGUAUGGCUGAGUUUUCCGAGUGCACCGGUUCUUCCGACGCGAUUGCCGCCUGCGCGAACGCGAAGGUUGAGCAAGCGCAAGCGGAUGCCGAAGCGGCGAAGGGCGACGUCGAAGCGUGCGUCGCUGACGGUCAAGCGUGCAUCGAGAAAGCCACGUCUGACGCGAAGGACACGUUGGGUUUGCUCGGCUGCGACGACAAACCGGAGGACAGCGAUUUGAUGGCCAAAACCUCCGCGGAAUUGGAAGCGGACGUUGCUAAGUUCAAAGCCGACGCCGAAGCCACCGGUGCGGAGUUGCAAGCCUGCGCCGAUGACUUUGAAACGUGCGGCGAGAAGAUGAAGGCGAAGAUGACCGCGGACGCCAAAAUGUUGCAAGCGAAAGCGGCUUUGAUGGCGAAGCAAGUCCAAGAAGGUACCACGGCGUCUUCCGAACACUUUCAAGAGUGCGUCGGCGACGUCGACGCCGUCAAGGAGUGCAUCUCGGCUGACUUGGAAGCCGCGAAAGCGAAAUCUGACGCUUCGUGGGCGAAGUUGCAAUCUUGCACUUCCUCGAUCGACUCGAUGCAAUCGUGCUUCUCCGAAAUGGGCAGCGAUGUUACCGAUACUUUCUCUUUAGGUACCGCAGACGCCGGAGAGCAACUGGAAUCUGCCUUCGCGGACGCGCAAGCGAAAGCUGAUGCCGCCGGAGCUGAAUUUAAAUCCUGCGUCGGCGAUGUCGUCGCGUGCGGUGCUAAAAUGCAAGCCAAGAUGCAAUCGGACGCGGAAGCGUUGCAAGUGAAAGCGGAAUUGAUGACGAAACAAAUGCAAGAAGACGCGACGGCGAACAGCGUGCACUUUCAACACUGCAUCGGCGACGCCGACGCCAUCAAGGAGUGCGUGACUGCGUCAGUCGAGAAAGCGCAGGCUGACGCCAAAGCUGCCGGCGACAAGAUGCAAUCCUGCGCCAUGGACUUGCCGUCCUGCUUCGAACAGAUGGGCAACGACGUCGAGGAUACCUUCUCCUUGGGUGCAGAAGAUAUGGUUGCGAAGCGUAGAGAAGAGUUGGAAUCGACCGUCGCCAAGUUCAAAGCCGACGCCGAAGCCGCCGGCGCAGAGUUGCAAGCCUGCGCCGGUGACUUUGCCGCGUGCGGCGAGAAGAUGAAGACGAAGAUGGAAGCCGAUUUCGAAUUGGCCAAAGCGAAAGCCGCGUUGAUGCAAAAAGAAGUCGAGGAAGGCGCCACGGAGCUCUCUGAGAACUUUUCCGAGUGCACCAGCGACGUUCCGGAGUGCACCACGAAAGCGGUCGAAGACGCGAAAGCCGACGCGGAGAAGAACGGAAACAAAUUGAAAGAGUGCACCGCGUCUGUGUCCGCCAUGAAAUCGUGCUUCGAAGAGCUCGGCGAUGGAAUCACCAUCCCGUCGUCUUCGUUAGGUUGCGAAGCGGAACAAGCCGCGUUCGAUGCCGCCAAAUCCGAAGCCCAAGCGGCGGCGGAAAAGGUGAAAUCCUCCUGCGACCCGCAGUCUGAGGCGCAAGACUGCUUGGCCUCGUUAGUCGAUGCCGCCAAGGCGGACGCCGCGGCGGCCUCUGCCAAGGUUGCCUUGAUGGCUGAGCAAGCGAAAGAUACCACCACUGGCGUCACGGACGACAUGGUUGCCAAAUCCAAAGAAAUGGCGGCUCAAGUGCAAGCGAAGUUUACGAAGUGCACCGCGGACCCGUCCUGGGAGACCUGCAAACCGGAAGCGCCUCCACAAGCGGCGUUGUUGGGUGGCAGCAUUACCGACGACAUCCAAGAGUGCUUCAAAGACAUUCCGGAGUGCUGGAACAAGCUCGUCGCCAAGGUGAAGGGCGAUGCGGAAGAAGCGCAAGAGAAAGCGGAAGAGGCGGAGCAAAACGCCGAAGAAGCGGCGGAACAAGCGAAGGAUGACGUAUCCUCUGCGGCCAAGGAGACGGCCGCGAAGGUGCAAGAUGAGGCGGACACGUUGAAGGCGGAGGCGGAAAAGUUGGCGAAGGAGGCGGAGGAGUGCGCCGCGGACCCGCAAGCGUGCUUUGCCAAGUUACAAGGACGAUUACAGUAA
Bathycoccus prasinos is the source of this 3345-nucleotide messenger RNA. RefSeq names its product cell wall surface anchor family protein. The coding region runs from base 1 to 3345 and encodes 1114 amino acids. The record is from RefSeq and is a predicted model, not a curated record. Lineage: Eukaryota; Viridiplantae; Chlorophyta; Mamiellophyceae; Mamiellales; Bathycoccaceae. The transcript has 2 exons.